Molecule: messenger RNA, 2109 nt
Organism: Triticum dicoccoides
Lineage: Eukaryota; Viridiplantae; Streptophyta; Magnoliopsida; Poales; Poaceae
Exons: 4
Coding region: 417-878 (153 amino acids)
Source: RefSeq, a predicted model, not a curated record
CUACGGCAAGGGCGGCAAGACGUCCAGCGGCGGCGCGGCAGCAAGACAGGACCACCGGGCGCAAGGGCGGCAAGGCGGCAGCGGAGGCGGCAAGACAGGAACAUCGGCCGCAAGGGCGGCAAGGCGGCAGCGGAGGCGGCAAGACAGGACCAUCGGCCGCAAGGGAGGAGGCCAGCUGCUGCAAGGCGGCAAGACAGGACCACCGACGGCAAGGGCGGCGUGGCUGCAAGACAGGACCACCGGCGGCAAGGGCGGCAAGGCGGCCAGCAGCGGCAAGGAAGGACCAGCGGCGGCAAGGCGGCAAGAUAAGACCACCGGCGGCAAGACGAGAUCAGAGGGACGCAGGCAGAGGAGAACUACGAGCCGCCCGCCAAGAUCUGCCCCAGCGACUCAGCGAGACAUCCAUCCAUCCAUCCAUGGGGGCCGUGUUCUCCCAAUCCCAAGGCAACGGCGUCGACAUAGAAGGAGGCCCGACCAACGUAGGCCACAUGCGUCUGUCACUGCUACCGUUUGCUCCGCCGCCGGAUGUAGCGCAGCUGGCGUACGCGCUGUUGGUGCUGGGCUACCUCACGUUUCUCCUGGCCCUAACCACCGUGCUCCACCUGCCGGCCGCGGGGCCGGUCUUUGGCCGCUGCGCUGCGGCCUACUACGCGAUUCUGAUGAUCAUCUUAGCCGUCUUUGUGCCGCUGGAGCUGGGGACCGCGCUCGCGCUCUGCAUGAUGCGCCAAAGCAGCCAGGGCCGCCUCCCCGCCUUCGCCAAGGGCCUCCUGCUCUGCGCCCACGUGCUCUUCCUCGUCGUCAUCGCCAUAAUGGGAACGCUAUUCUUCAAAUUUAGUCUUGUAGAAUUUCUACUUCAAGGAAAUGAAGCCAGUGGUUAAUGAUGUCUUUGGCCCGCACCUUAAUUUGCUACCUCUCGAGUUGUAGCCAGUGCUGAUGUACUGCUCAAGGUAUGUUACUGCCCAAUCUUUAGUAUAUACUGUAUGAUGUAGCCAGAUCUUUAGCAAUUCUGUUAUAUCCUUGCUUCAUCUGUCUUAGUUAAAAUAAUAUAUGCUAGGGAAGUAAAAUAGUUACAAAUGUUUCAUAUUCUAGUGACACCAGAUAUUGCUGCUCUUGUCUCUUGAAAUUGCAAAAUGAGUUUUGGGCUGCUCCAUAGUAGGAAUAGUUGUGUUUGCCCGAGGAAGUCACUAAAUUGUACCCAAGCCUAAUUACAGGGGCUACUUUCACCAAGUACCACGUGUUACAUUCUAAGUUUUUGAAUUGUACGCCUCUAUCUAGCUACUGGACAUCCGUGCCUUUUACUUUCUAUUGUCCUGCUGAUAUUUCAUAAAGAAAAAUAUCAAUCCACUGUGUGAUAAAGUAAAACAUGUUCUCAGUCUGUGGCAUAAGGAUGUCAAGGAUGCUUUUCGUAGUUGUACUGACGUUGUCUGAUUUAUUUUGAAUCUGUUGUAGUAUUAUACUCCCUCCGUUCCUAAAUAUAAGUCUUUUUAGUGAUUUGAAUGUGGAUUACAUAUGGAGCAAAACGAGUGAAUCUACACUCUAAAAUAUGUCUAUAUACAUCUGUAUGUAGUCUGUAUUGAAAUCUCUAAAAAGACUUAUAUUUAGGAACGGAGAGAGUACACGGGUAACUAUGUUCAGACACUUUCUCAUUGUUCCUUAAGUUAAAAUGGUGGCACCCUGUUGUAAAAUCUGUUGAUUACAUUCUGAACUGUCAUUAUCAGUUGUCCUCUGAAUACACACCCCUUAUAUUCUGAAUAGUCAGUAUUUUCUUCUGCAAAUGUCUCAUAGAAUAUGCACAGCAAGACGUGCUCUGUUUUUUUGUUUUGAAGGUUUGCUCUGUCAGCUUGGCUUCCUUCAGUACGGCUUCUCCCACACGGCGGUGUAUAUCCUGCGCUCGCUCGACGUGCUCGCGAGUGAGGCACUCCAGGAGGGGCUCAAGGAGUACUCCAGCUGACCCACCUUGCCGGAGCAUUACAUUGACGGUGUUUCACAGAAUACGAUCAGCAAGAUGUUCUCUGCUUUCAUGUUUACUGCGGCCACAGUUUCCAGGUGGUCUGCAUUGAGGUCUUGCCAAAGCAGCGCUCAACGUUUCUGGUCGGCUUCCUGCAGUGC